Molecule: messenger RNA, 1739 nt
Organism: Galeopterus variegatus (Sunda flying lemur)
Lineage: Eukaryota; Metazoa; Chordata; Mammalia; Dermoptera; Cynocephalidae
Product: methylsterol monooxygenase 1
Exons: 5
Coding region: 29-910 (293 amino acids)
Biological process (GO): sterol biosynthetic process
Molecular function (GO): C-4 methylsterol oxidase activity; iron ion binding
Source: RefSeq, a predicted model, not a curated record
UAUAAAGCUGUCUGCAGAGAUUUGGAAAAUGGCAACAAAUGAAAGUGCCAGCAUCUUUAGUUCAGCAUCCUUGGCUGUGGAGUAUGUAGAUUCACUUUUACCUGAGAAUCCUCUGCAAGAACCAUUUAAAAAUGCUUGGAACUAUAUGUUGAAUAAUUAUACAAAGUUCCAGAUUGCAACAUGGGGAUCCCUUAUAGUUCAUGAAGUCCUUUAUUUCUUGUUCUGUUUACCUGGAUUUUUAUUUCAAUUUAUACCUUUCAUGAAAAAGUACAAAAUUCAAAAGGAAAAACCAGAAACAUGGGAAAACCAAUGGAAAUGUUUUAAAGUAAUUCUCUUUAAUCACUUUUGUAUCCAGCUGCCUUUGAUUUUUGGAACCUAUCAUUUUACAGAGUAUUUCAAUAUUCCUUACGAUUGGGAAAGAAUGCCAAGAUGGUAUUUGGUUUUGGCAAGAUGCUUUUGUUGUGCAGUCAUUGAGGAUACUUGGCACUAUUUCCUGCAUAGACUCUUACACCACAAAAGGAUAUAUAAAUAUAUUCAUAAAAUUCAUCAUGAGUUUCAGGCUCCAUUUGGAAUGGAAGCUGAAUAUGCACAUCCUUUGGAAACCCUAAUUCUUGGAACUGGAUUUUUCAUUGGAAUUGUGCUUUUGUGUGAUCAUGUAAUUCUUCUUUGGGCAUGGGUGACUGUUCGUUUGAUAGAAACUAUUGAUGUUCAUAGUGGUUAUGAUAUUCCUCUCAACCCUUUAAAUCUCAUCCCUUUCUAUGCUGGUUCUCGGCAUCAUGAUUUCCACCACAUGAACUUCAUCGGAAACUAUGCUUCAACAUUUACAUGGUGGGAUAGAAUUUUUGGAACAGACUCUCAGUUUAAUGCCUACAAUGAAAAGAUGAAGAAGUUUGGGAAAAAGACUGAAUAAAUAUUUCACGUGAAUCUUCUUGAAGACGCUCAUUUUCCUGAAUUGAAACUAGUAGCUAACAUUGCAUCUGGGGAGGAGAAAUAAACAUGAGUGUUGGCUGCUAAGUGAUAAAAGUACAUUAAUAACCUUUAAUUAUCUUCCUGGUGGGAAAUUUUUCUACUUUACAUACAAGUUCUGUAUAUGUAGAAAUAAAUAUAUAUUUCAGUACAGUUUUAAUGAGGAAGUUUUAAAGGCCAUGUUGCUAACCUUACAAAAUGGUUUUAAGUAAUGGAAGAAGUAUUAAUCUAUGUCUUUUCUCAAUAAUACCAUAGGCCUGAAGUUGACAUCGGUCUUUAAGUCUUUUAGAUUCUUGUAUAUACUGGUCAUUUUAGAAAAUUAUUUAUAGUGGUGUUGGUCUUAUAUUUAACUUUAAACAUCCUUUAGAAUUUGCCUGAAGAUCAAAAUAUCAUGGAUUGCACCACAUGAUUUGAUAGAGUAAGUGACUGAAGCUGUAAAAUUAGGAACAGCCAACACUGAGAACUUCUACUCCCAUCUGGAGCUGACCAGUUUGGGGUGAUUCUUUCUCUGAAGAGUCCUUUUUGAUUAAAAUGCACUACUGACAUCUGUAAAUUAAGGCAUUUCUGAAUUGAUAUAAGUGGAGUAUUUUAGUCUAAAGGUUUUUCAGGUUACUUGAAUUUUUUUAAAAAUGAGCUUUAUUUCUGCUAUUUACCCUUUCAUUUUUGUAUAUCAAGUUUUCAUUAUACUUAAAGCUGUAUCUUGAAACUUUGUGAACUGACUUGCUGUAUUUGCACUUGGAGCUAUUGAAAUAAAUGUGAUUUUUGUCUGAUUA